AUGCCGACAACUUUCUUCAGGCUUGAGGCCCAUGUCAAGGACCCCAUGAUGGCCCUAGAGCUGAAGUUGAUCUCCAUGAACAGCCGUGGUGGCCAAGGCUUCACAGCUUUGAGCACCUUCGCCAACUUCCAAGACACAGUGUCAAUUUCAGUCUUCAACGCCAUCUUGACGGUCCACGAGGAGAUCAUCACCAGUGUCAGUGACAAUAUCGAUGAUUGCCCAUGGAAGUUCUACACCUUCGAUUCCACCAACCACCGCAAGGUGGAAAGCAUGUUGCAGAAGAACUCCUUGAAGCCUCUCAGCCUUCCAGUUUGGUUCAGGGCAUGUGAGCCUGCGGUGCUGCUCGCUUUCUGGGCCCGGGGGGGCUGCUGCAGCAGCUUCGCUCUCCAGCGUCAGUGUUUCAAGGAGAAGCCCCCAGCGUCAUGGCCAGUUGACCUACGGGAGAGCAUCACCCCGGAUCGCAUCGUCAGUGUCAAAGCCACUGUCGUUUUGACAGAGAGCCACAAGACCCCACAGAUUGAGAUGACGAAGCAAUUCCAAAAGUGUGAGAUCCAGAAGAGCUUGUGGGUGGUAGAGUCGAAGCUGGAGAUGAUUCAGAUCGACCAGGAGCACAAAGCGAAGAAGCUUAAGAAGACCAUGGUUGCAGAGGAGUCAGAGACGUGUCUUGAUUCAUUGAUGGCGGCAGAGGGUGCACAGGUCUGCUUUGCCGAGCAAGAGGAUGCUCUGGAGCUGUUCGGUGGAUUUGGGAGUUUCCCGGACGUCGGCUCUCGCUCAAACCCUGGCUUUCUGCAAAUCUCAGAGUCAGAGACAGCAAGUGUGCCGGCAGCAAAUGAUGACCUUGCAGACUUCGUAGCUGCGCCGCAAGCUGGCCAGCACUGGAAUCCCGGAAAGGAUGUGGGCCGCCACAUACAGCGCGGCUUCAACGAGCAGGCUCAGAUCUUGGUUGUCAACUUGAUGCUGAAUUUGGCGAAGCUCUCCCCCCAGGUUCUCAAGAGCAUCAAUGAAAGCUUGCCCCCAGUGUCACCUGUUCGGCCGCUAAGCGCAAGGGUUGCUGGGCAGCUGCUGGGCGUGUCAGGUAACAGCUUGAAGGGAGUUCUGCACAGAGUCAAGAACAAUGGCUGGGUUCCACACAAGCCCUCAGUGGAUGGGAGUUCAGCUGGUGCAGUUGUGGGCGACUGCAGAGUCAAUGGCGACGGCAGAGUCAAUGGCGACCGCAGAGUCAAUGCUCCUGCAGCGGAAACAGCCAAGACCCAGCGCGAUGCACGGAGCUCAUUGACAUCGCUUGUGCGAGAGGCUGUUAGUACUGUCGGCAAUGCCCGUCCCGAUGGCGACUUCCUGGAAGCCAUCACACGAUUGCAAAAACAUGGUGUGGAUGUGGGCGAUAAAUACUGCAGUCAGAAGUUCCUUCAGAUGCACGACGGCAAUGGCAAGUGUUGA
This is a messenger RNA of Symbiodinium sp. CCMP2592, 1437 nucleotides long. Lineage: Eukaryota; Dinophyceae; Suessiales; Symbiodiniaceae. The record is from the annotation of a GenBank genome assembly.